GUCAGCGGUCUCCCGCGUUGAUAUGUUUGUGAUGCCACUGGUAAUAUAAAGUCGAUUUAAAAUAUAUUAAAACUACAUUUAAGAUACAAUUCUAGACUGCUACACCUCCAGAAACCUUAUCCUGCCGAGGUCAUGUAAAAGCGGCUUCGUAGGGGGGCUAGUGUUGACAGUCAACCGGGAAAGUGAGUGAGUUGACCGGGUUAACCGUUUUAACGGACCCACCUCUCAAACUACAGCGGCUUAGGAGAACAAUACCAAAGCUUAGUAAGUUAUACAAUCCUCAUGUAAUAGAGCACACAGGCUUCAGCUUUCUAAAGAUUUUCUGAGCAUUCACAAUGGCAACAGGUGGCACUCCAUUUGAAGAUGGGGCAGAUGAGCAGGAGCUGCAUAACUGGACCAUCCCCAAUGGCAGUCUCAACAAUAUGGAUUGGGGAGCGCGGAAGGCCAACCGCUCCUCUGAAAAGAACAGAAAGAAGUCUGCCAUGACAGAGAGUCGGUUAACCAAUGAGAUCUCUCCAGAGUCCACUCCUGGAGCAGGACCGCGAAGGUCUCGGACACCCCACUCCUUCCCUCAUGUGAGGUACAGCACUCAGAUGUCAGUACCUGAUCAGGCUGAGCUGGAUAGGCUCCGUCAGGUCAUCAACUUUACAGAUCUGGAUGAGAGGAGCAUUGGCAGUGAUUCUCAAGGCCGCGUCACUGCAGCCAACAAUCAGAGACAACUUUCUACCGAGUCCAAGAAACAUUUUAACUUCCUGCCUAUUCAUGUGAACACUAACAAGAGUAAACAGACUACUGCAUCCACAUCUGGAGCCAAGGAGCCCAAGAAACAAAGUCCAGGGAAAGACUUGUUUGCUCCAGUGCCAGCAGUGAGUAAAGAGGCUUUUAGUGUGGACAGCGCACAGGAUUUUGCAUUGGAUGAUGGAACUGGAGAUCUGUCCAUUGACAGCAGUCAGGUGGUCAGCAAACUGGUACAGAUCCGUGAAUAUAUUGGGAAGGCCACAUCCAUGAGAGACGACCUGGUGGAAAAGAAUGAUGUGCCUGCAAACGUGGAGCGUCUUUCUCUUCUCAUCACUCACCUGAAGGAACAGGAGAAGUCGUACCUGCGUUUUCUUCAGAAGAUGCUGGCGAGGGAAAAUGAGGAUGAUGAUGAAGGUGCCACUGACUCGGCAGUGGGUUCAGGCUCGGUGGCCGAGAGCACGUCUCUUAACCUGGAGCCGCGCUCAGAAGCCUCCAGUGCCACCGGUCAUGGUGUGUGUGGAGAGCAGAAAGAGGAGCUAGAAAACAUGAAGAAGCAGCAUGACCUCCUCAAGAAGAUGCUGGAGCAGCAGGAGCAGCUUAGAGCACUACAAGACCGCCAGGCUGCAUUAUUGGCCAUGCAGCAAAACACUGAACAAGCCAUAGCAGUGAUGGAUGACACUGUUGUUACAGAGACUACAGGAAGUGUGUCUGGCAGAAGCAUUACCUCAGAACUUAAUGAAGAACUUAACGAUCUCAUCCAGCGCUUUCAUAACCAACUGCAUGAUACUCAGUCACAGACAGUCCCUGACAACCGACGACAGGCCGAAUGUCUGUCUCUUUCUAGAGAAGUGUGCCGAUCACGCCCGACCCAUAAUUCCCGGAGUCAUUUGCCAUCUACUGCCCCACUAACUACAGCAUCAACGUCUGCCAAUGCUAAACUCACCAAACUACAAGAGCUACAGGACAAAAAACAGACCAUGGACAAGAUCCUUCAGGAGCUUCAUUCCCUUAGAGACCAGACCCUCAACAACAGUCAAAGUGUUACUCAGCGUGGUGCACGCAUGGGCAUAUCAGAGCGUCCCUUAGUGCUGGGUAGAGAGGGCAACAGGGCCCGUCCAGCGAGACAGGACCCCCACUCUUACACACAGAUAGAUGAUAACGCACAUCCUGCAGAAAAACUCAGGAAACUAAGGGAGGUACACAAGCGUCUGAAUGAACUGAGAGAGUUGGUUCAGUAUUAUGAACAGACAUCAGAUAUGGUUGUGGAUACAGUUAACGAGAAUGUGAAGGAAGAUGAUGAGGAGACCGAAGACGGUUCGCUGUUCGAGGCUAUGGUUGAUUCAGAGCAGGAGAACCAUGAACCUGUUACCAACAUUAGAAAUCCAGCCCAACCACAGACUCCAGGUAACUGGAUGGACAUGAACAGUCUGACAAAGGCUCAUAGUGCCUCCAAUAACAGAGAUGGACGCCUGAACACGGAGUGCGAGAUCAAUAACCGUUCGGCAGCUAACCUCCGCAGUCUCAACAUCCCCUCAGUCAUAGAAUGCCAGUAUAACCGAGACAGGCCUUACAAUGGAGUUAAGGAUGAAGAUGAUGAUGAAGUACUGGAAGAUGAUGGGGCGAGAGGAGGAGUAGGAGGAGGAGGCAGAGACACUGAUGGUUCAGGUUCCAGUCGAAGAAACAGUCUAGGUCGUGAUGCAGAUUAUGCAGAGAAGGUUCAUCGUCUUCAAACAGCCAAACAGAAACUCAGGCAGCUGCAAGAACUAGUGGCGAUGGUGCAGAGUGAUGAUACGGAUGGCACAACACCUAAUGAAGACGAGGAUUUGAAGCAACAACCUAAUAACACCCGAGCAACAGCUCCUAAAGUCAAGAGGGACCUUACUCUCUCUGACAAGGCCAGAGAGAAAUUGUAUGAGGAGAAACUCAAGCAACAACAGCAGGAGCUAAAGCAGCUCCAUGAAGAGAGACAGAGACUAAUGGACAUUCAGGGCAAGAUUCAGGACUUGCAGUGGGCCUGCCCUGACCUCCAGUCGUCUGUGAGCAGCAGUGCCAGCGGUCCGAUGAUGAGAAAGAUUCCCGCAGCAGCCUCUACUCCAGCUUCUGUACCCUUACACUCCUCUUCCUCAGCUAAAGCCAACACUAGUGGACUCAAACCCACCACCGAGCCUCCCCCGGUCACCAUCACUGACAACGAGCUUUGGUCAGAGAUGCGGAGGCACCAGAUGUUGCGUGAGGAGUUGAGACAGAGGCGGAAACAAUUGGAGAGUCUGAUGGCUGAACAGCAGAGGAGAAGCACACUCACUGACUCUCCAUUUAGGAGCGACACACAAGAUACUCAGCCCUACAGUCGUGAUGAGAGAACUGUGGCUACCUGGGGUGGUUCAACACAAUGUCACGAUGAUGAUGAUUUCUCAGAAGUGGGAGCUGACGAGGAUGAUGACGAGGAUGUACUUGAUGAGGGUGAGGAGUCCAGUUCUACUGAUGAGCUGCACACAUGCUCCACCAGAAAACAACGCAACUACAACAGGAACAACAGAGAUGGUCUGAAGGUUCACAGGGAGGUUAACAGAAGUCCUUCCUCCCGUGAGUCAAGGAGUCAUUCCCGUCAGCAGCAGAAUUGUGAGCGAGGGAGUUCCAGUCGAGCCAGGCGGCAAGAGAACCUGCGAUGGGCAGCAGAUCUGUCUCUGUCUGAGGGCACCGCACCAGCACAUUGGCAGGAACAGAUCACACACCUGCAGAAACAGCUCAAUUUUAGCACCACCAUGUGCCAAACUCUGCUACAGGACCAACAGACUCUUUCAUACAUGCUGCAGGCUGUACUGACAGGUCCCUAUGGUGUUGUGCCCAAUAAUGUGACCUCUCCUCAGGUCCCUCUCAUCAUGCACCAGCUAAACCAGUGUUACACACAGCUGGCUUGGCAGCAAAACAACGUCAAUCGGUUGAAACAGGUGCUGAAUGACGUGUUGCGGCAACAGAAUCAGUCAUGGUCAGGGCAACAGCAACAUCAAAAUGCUGCACGUGAUUCUGUAUCUCCUUCACUGUUCUUAAACUACCCACCUGUCAAUAUGCCCGGACUCCAAAACUUCUCUCCUUUCCCCACUGGCUUUAAUUUGAGUCACAUGUUUCCCUCCUCAGCACCAGAUUUCCAGCAGAACCAGGCCAGUUCAGAUCAACAGCAUGACCCAAACAUAUCCCUCAAAACUGAGUACAUGAGUUUCCCCCCUCCACUGCAAAGAUCCCCACUUAACAACACUGAGAAACGGUUUCAGAUUCAGCCUGAUAAUAUGACAGACUCUCAUAACUGUAGCUGGUUGAACUCUUCUCUAAAUUGCUCCGAUCAGAGACCCAAUCAGAACUCUCCUGGCCCUCAUCCUUCCACCUCUCGGGAUCAGUCCUACAUUCCUGACUCCCAAGAGUCUGUGAGCAGCCUGCCAGACCAGGCAGACCCCACCACUGUCACCAAAACCUUCAAAGCAGGACGAAAGGCAGCGGCACAGGCCAGUCUUGCGUCCAGAGACAAGACGCCAAAUGCAAAGAGUCGUCGCAAGAGGGGCAGGGGACAGAAAAACACAGCUCCUGUUGAAAGCGAUAGCGUUUCAAGUGAUGCUCACUUUGAUCAGGACAGAGAUCGCUGCUCACAGGUCAAACACAAAGAUCUGAACCAGGGGCUGCUGGACAAACUCACACAAGAGAAACUUGACAGCAAGAUGCAGACAAACAAGCCAAACGACCUCACAUCUGCAUAUGCUUGGAGAACACCUUUUCUGUCUAACAGAAUUGCAUGCACUGAAAUCCCAGAUGCAAGCAGUGAUUUCUCUCUCUUUGAGGCCCUGAGAGAGACCAUCUACUCUGAGGUGGCGACUCUGAUCUCUCAGAAUGAGUCUCGUCCUCAUUUCCUCAUCGAGCUCUUCCAUGAGCUUCAGCUGCUUAAUACAGACUAUCUGCGCCAGAGGGCGCUAUUCUCACUACAGGACAUAGUUACAAGGCACUUGACAGAGAAGAGCGUAGCAGAUGAGCAGGCAUCAUCUUUGGGUCCGGCUGUGUGGGCCACAGGCUCCCAAUCAGAGCUCACACCCAGCGAAAGCCUGGCCACCAGUGAAACUGAGGCAUCUGAGAAGAAUGUGACAAUAAAGUCCAGCUGUGGAGUAAAAAAGACAUUGGAUAGAGAAAACACAACAGAUAACGAAAGCCUGCUGUCGACUUCAUCCAACCUUGAACCCUUUGCCAGUGACGACUUGGGUAACACAGUGAUUCAUUUAGAUAAAGCCUUGGCCAGGAUGAGGGAGUAUGAACGCAUGAAGCUGAGGGCUGAGUUUAAUACAGAUAACUCAGAGCACGGCCCUGAAGCCGCCGCUGCUGCUGUUUCGGCACCCAUUAAAGGUGCAAGUCACUCGUCUGCAGACAUGCACUGUCCUCAGAUUGACACACAACAGCUCGACAAACAGAUCAAAGCCAUCAUGACAGAAGUUAUCCCAUUCCUAAAGGAACACGUUGGUGAGGUGUGCUCGCACCAUCUGCUGACAUCUGUGAGACGCAUGGUGCUCAGACUAACUCAGCAAAAUGACGAGAGCAAAGAGUUUGUGCACUUUUUCCACAGACAGCUAGGCGGCAUCUUGCAGGACUCGCUGACUAAGUUUGUCGGCCGGCCGCUCCAGGACUGCGGUGAGGACCUUCUGGUGGAGAUCUCUGAGAUACUUUUCAAUGAGCUCGCCUUCUUCAAACUGAUGCAGGAUUUAGACCAGAACACCUCCAAAAACAAAGACCGGACCAAGAGACGCUCAGACAACAGAUCUCCAAAGCCUUCACCCAGAACUGAGGAAACCAAAGUGGUAGAGAGAGAAAAGACGUUCUCGCCAUCGUAUUUCGAUGAAGAUAAAGAUCAUGAUGAAACAGAGCGGGGAGAGAUUAACCAUGAGAGAGAGGAGGAAAGAGAUGCACAGAGCAGUGAAGCAUCUGAGGUGGAAGAAGAGGAUGGAGAUGGCCUUCCUCUUUCUAUAAGCCUGUCUAAAGCAGAGACGCAGGCUCUGUGUAACUACGGCAGUGGAGAAGAUGAAAACGAAGUAGAGGAGAUUGAGGAGUUUGAGGCUGAACCUGAUGAGGUGCAGACAUCACUACAAGCCAACAUGGACAACACUAUUGAACAGAGACAGUGCUCAGCUUUACCAGAUGAUGGAAUUAACCAGGACACAACAUCAGACCUAGAGAGCAACCAAAUGAGCAGUGAACAGUCCGAGUCCAAAGAUAAGGUUGAGGCUCCAGAGGAGGUGCUGCAGACUCCACCAGGAGAGAGAGAGGAGAAAGAUGGCUGUACUGUUCCUUCAGCUCAGGAGAGUCCUCAGGGUUCAGACACAGCCAGCCCUGACACAGACUCACCGGUCAUGAUCAACACUGAUGAGGCUGGAUCUGGAAACACCAGCCAGAAAUCAGACGAGGAAGACUUUGUGAAGGUGGAUGAUCUUCCUCUUCAAAUGUCUGUUAUGUGUGAGGAGGAACUUUGUAAGAGGAUCACAGAAGAGCAACAAAAUAAUAACCUAACAGUUGAGAUUCUGAACGAAAAUGCAGAUGGGCUUACAGGCUUGAUUGGAAAUGCUGAAGCACUCAAAGAGCCUGAAACCAUUGGAGCUCAGAGUGCAUGAGAAUGGCCUUUUUGACUUUCCUCGCGACACUACAAACCACCAUUCAUGCAGCAUUAACGUAAAGUGAGCUUUGAUUAUUUAAGAGCAAACGCUAAAUCUCGAAUUAGCAAUCGGCAUGCCAUCUAACAGAUUAAGACUGUAUAGGUAGUAGUUCUAUUUUGAUUGUUUUAUGAAGAAUGUAGGUGUUGUUUGAUACACAGGUUUUUCUUUAAGCCGUUCUGUAGUCUGUUAUUAUAUAUCUGUAUUUUUCUUUAUUAAGCCAGCUCUCUGAUAUCGAAAGUUCCUACAAGCACUAAAGUUUAAAGAGAUGCAAAACGUUCUCAUUUGACAUGUUAUGCUUCAGUCGGUUUCUAGAAUACUAUGGAGGAAAACAGCAGUGUGUACCUCAAAACUUCAAAUACAUUUGGGGAAAUAUCCAGAAUGUGCAUUUAAAAAUAUUGAAUGGAUAGAUUUGAAUCACAUGCUAGCACCGAUGGGGUCCUGUUCUCACGUUACUGCAUUCUUUUAAAUGCUCUUGCUUUUAAUUUUAUUUUUUAAGGCUUGUUGCCCAAUGCUCGGGUUCUCACCCUAUUUCACCUCAUGAAAUUCCCUGUCUUUAAAUUGUAAUUUAAAACAAAUAAAACAUUGAUUUUUAUCCUUU
Messenger RNA from Misgurnus anguillicaudatus (oriental weatherfish), 7014 nucleotides. The record is from RefSeq and is a predicted model, not a curated record. Lineage: Eukaryota; Metazoa; Chordata; Actinopteri; Cypriniformes; Cobitidae.